Molecule: messenger RNA, 3892 nt
Organism: Gymnogyps californianus (California condor)
Lineage: Eukaryota; Metazoa; Chordata; Aves; Accipitriformes; Cathartidae
Gene: LONP2
Product: lon peptidase 2, peroxisomal
Exons: 15
Coding region: 1-2559 (852 amino acids)
Biological process (GO): protein targeting to peroxisome; protein quality control for misfolded or incompletely synthesized proteins; protein processing
Cellular component (GO): peroxisomal matrix
Molecular function (GO): ATP-dependent peptidase activity; serine-type endopeptidase activity; ATP binding
Source: RefSeq, a predicted model, not a curated record
AUGGCGGCGGGCAGCGCCAUCCAGAUCCCCAGCCGGCUCCCGCUGCUGCUCACCCAUGAGGGCGUCCUCCUGCCCGGCUCGACCAUGCGGACGAGCGUGGACUCGCCGCGCAACAUGCAGCUGGUGCGCAGCCGGCUCCUGAAGGGCACCUCGCUGAGAAGCACCAUCAUCGGCGUCAUCCCCAACACCAGCGACCCCACCUCCGACUGCGACGACCUGCCCUCCCUGCACAGGAUUGGCACUGCUGCCUUGGCAGUUCAGGUGGUUGGUAGCAACUGGCCCAAGCCACAUUAUACGUUGCUGGUUACGGGCCUCUGCCGAUUCCAGAUCCUGCAGUUGCUGAAAGAGAAGCCGUAUCCUGUUGCUGAAGUUGAACAGUUAGAUCGACUUGAGCAGUUUACUAAUCAGCAUAAAUCUGAGGAGGAACUUGGAGAGUUGUCAGAACAAUUCUACAAGUACGCAGUGCAGUUGGUUGAGAUGCUGGAUAUGUCCGUUCCUGCAGUUGCAAAGCUGAGACGUCUUUUGGACAAUCUGCCUAGAGAAGCUUUGCCAGAUAUACUGACUUCUAUCAUCCGUACAUCCAACCAAGAGAAACUUCAGAUUUUAGAUGCUGUUAGGCUGGAAGAACGGUUCAAGAUGACUAUACCGUUGCUUGUUAGACAGAUUGAAGGCCUGAAGCUGCUUCAGAAAACAAGAAAGCCCAAACAGGAUGAUGAUAAAAGGGUUGUAGCUAUUCGUCCUAAUAGAAGAAUUAAUCACGUUCCAAGCACUACAGAAGAUGAUGAGGAAGAAGAAGAUCAUGAUGAUGUUGUCAUGCUGGAAAAAAAGAUUAGAACAUCCAGUAUGUCAGAACAAGCUCUUAAAGUUUGUCUUAAGGAAAUAAAGAGAUUAAAGAAGAUGCCUCAGUCAAUGCCAGAAUAUGCUUUGACAAGAAAUUACUUGGAACUGAUGGUAGAAUUGCCAUGGAACAAGAGUACAAAAGAUCGCCUUGAAAUUCGUGCAGCUCGAAUUCUUUUGGAUAAUGAUCAUUAUGCUAUGGAGAAGUUGAAGAAGAGAGUUUUGGAGUACUUAGCUGUCCGACAGCUUAAAAACAACCUCAAGGGACCUAUUCUUUGUUUUGUGGGGCCCCCAGGAGUUGGUAAAACUAGUGUUGGAAGAUCCAUUGCAAAGACUUUGGGUCGAGAAUUCCACAGAAUUGCUUUAGGAGGAGUCUGUGAUCAGUCUGAUAUUCGAGGCCACAGGCGCACCUAUGUUGGCAGUAUGCCUGGCAGAAUAAUCAAUGGACUGAAGACUGUUGGGGUUAACAAUCCAGUAUUCCUGUUAGAUGAGGUUGAUAAACUGGGGAAGAGCUUGCAGGGGGAUCCUGCAGCAGCCUUGCUUGAGGUCUUGGAUCCAGAACAAAAUCACAGUUUCACCGAUCACUACUUAAAUGUAGCCUUUGAUCUGUCCCAAGUCCUUUUUAUAGCUACAGCCAACACUACAGCUACUAUCCCACCUGCUCUGCUGGACAGAAUGGAAAUUAUUCAAGUUCCAGGAUACACACAAGAAGAAAAAAUUGAAAUUGCACAUAGACACUUGAUUCCUAAACAGCUUGAACAACAUGGCCUGACUCCACAGCAAAUACAGAUUCCACAAGUAACCACUUUGGACAUAAUUACCAGAUACACUAGAGAGGCAGGAGUCCGCUCUCUGGAUCGGAAGCUGGGAGCUAUUUGCAGAGCAGUGGCAGUGAAAGUGGCAGAAGGACAGCACAAAGAAACAAAGCCAGAUCGUGCUGAAAUGGGUGAAGGAGAAGAUUGCAAAGAGCAUGUCACGGAAGACGCAAAACCAGAAUCCAUCAGUGACACAGCUGACCUGGCUCUGCCACCUGAAAUGCCAAUUUUAAUUGAUUUCCAUGCUUUAAAAGAUAUCCUGGGGCCACCCAUGUAUGAAAUGGAGGUGUCUGAACGCUUAAGUCAGCCAGGAGUAGCCAUAGGCUUGGCUUGGACUCCCUUAGGGGGAGAGAUCAUGUUUGUAGAAGCUAGUCGCAUGGAUGGAGAAGGUCAGCUCACUUUGACUGGUCAACUCGGAGAUGUUAUGAAGGAGUCGGCACAUCUUGCAAUUAGCUGGUUGCGCAGCAAUGCAAAGAGAUAUCAGCUAACCAAUGCUUCUGGAAGUUUUGAUCUCCUUGACAACACUGACAUCCAUCUGCACUUCCCAGCUGGAGCUGUCACAAAAGAUGGACCAUCUGCUGGUGUUACCAUAGUAACCUGUCUUGCUUCACUCUUCAGUGGGCGGCUGGUGUGUUCAGAUGUAGCCAUGACAGGAGAAAUUACACUAAGAGGCCUUGUUCUUCCAGUUGGGGGAAUUAAAGACAAAGUCCUGGCAGCACACCGAGCUGGACUGAAGAGAAUUAUCAUUCCUCGAAGAAAUGAAAAAGAUCUUGAAGAAAUUGCGGUGCAUGUACGGCAAGAUUUGACUUUUGUUAUGGCAAGCUGUCUAGAUGAAGUUCUUAAUGCAGCUUUUGAUGGAGGAUUUGCAGUCAAGCCCAGAGUUGAGCGUUUGAAUAGUAAACUUUAAGCAGACAGGCUCAGAUUACUUCUGUAUCAAAUUGAAUAGAGAUGAAUAACUAUCAGCUAUAUAUGUAUCAAGUAUAACUAUGAGCUAAACUUGAUUAAAUGUGGGUGUAAAAUGCAAUCAAAAUAAAAAUAUUACUUCAGCAGUUAACAACCUGAAACCACCUUUUACGGGCAUUUGCUGCUUUUUACUAUCAUCAGCAAAGGAUCUUGAAAAAAAAACUCAUUUCCUGAUAGAUGCAAGUUGAAGCUGUCGAGAAAGAAUUCCUCAGUUUAUCUAGCAUAUAUGUAUGUAAAUGUCAGCACAUGAUUACAUCUUUAAAGAGGACACAUCCACAAACAGCGAAUAAUAUGCAAUUCUGUGAGCUAUAUUCAGAGAACACCAAUUGCAGCAAAUGCAGCGCAGCAAGAGAGUCUUAAUAGAUGGGGUUGUCACCAAAAAGCAAACUGAUUUAGCGCAAAAGUUUACUUAUUUAGGAAAUAACAUUCAAUGUGCUAAUACGGAGCAGUUAGAAUCACAGGAAAAAUAAGGUUUUUGAAAUCUAAAAAAUAUGCUCGAGGGAUUUGAACAGAAGCAAUAUGGUCUAAAUUAAGUUAGUAAGUCCUUCCAGCACUCAGUUUGAGUUUGUAGCAAGGUCAAUGCAGACAUAAUUUUUCAAACCUAAAUACAGGAAGCAACUGCAGAAGAACUGAAACGUACUAAUUCUUGUAUAGGAAGGGAGAUAAUGCUCUAAAGUUCACGUACGCAGUUGUACUUACAGCACCAGAAGUAGGUGGAGCAUACUUGAAGACUUUAUGAAAAAGCCUGGCAACAUUUUGGAGGGACAAAGUACACGUCCUUCAUUCUUACCUGAUACAAAUCAACUUGAUUCUGGGAUGCCUACGUUCGGAGUUUAGCCUAUAAAAAUUACAUCCAUUUAAACAAUGCCAAGAAAAUACUGGAUCAUUAAAUUGCAUUAGGUACUGCAUACUGUGAAUAAUGUAAGGUUUACAAAAGUCUGUCAGUAUCCCAUCUCAGUUGAUAGCUUUGUCUCUUAUCUCCCCUUGAAUGUCAGUGAAGACAGAAAUUUAAACUUGUGUAAGAUCCUUGAGUUUUUCACUGUUUGAUACUAGGGUCAACCACAAGAGAAAACCCAGGAUGUUACAUUCUCUUCUUGCUCAUUAAUUCUGAAACAAACACAAGUAUGCUUAUGAAAUGCAAAUUGUAUCAGUGACAAAAGCCUAUUAUAUAGAAGCAGCCUAUAAAGCAAACAUAAUUGUUUUGCUUUCAUUUCCAUAGACAGAAAGCUGAUUUACCUGGAACAUAAUAGCACUGAUAGUAAUAAAUUCAGUGGGUA